AUCCAUUGAAAGCCGCGUAAACAGGACUCGGAGGCCAAUUCAAUUCAAAAUCCGCAGGAGCCUCUGUAACAUCUUUGCCUAUAUAUUAUGUGCAAACUUGUUCAGAGGCUCUUAUAACGCGGCAGCUCAAGCGCAGACACCUGUGCCUUCCGUGUCUGAAUUCAAGUUUUACGGUUUCUUCGACUAGAUCUAUGGUGGCCCCGUGAUCUCCGAUUUAUUCUGGUGUUGGGAACUUGGGUACCAUUGUUUUGACAUAUCUAGUGCCGAAGGAUCCAUUUGGUGCCUCUCUGCCCUAUCCAAACGCUUUUCUGAUAAAGCCUUUGGCCUGGUCGGUGCUGGUGUUCUGUGCUUGCUGUUGCUACCUUGUUUUCUGGUUUUUCUCGUUUCCUUAGCAGACAUUGUAUUCUAUUCCUUGACCUUGUUAAGGUUCGCUAGGAUUCAAUACUCAACUGCAAAUUUUAUUCAUCCGUCUUCUGUACGUGGAGCAUACAAUUCCAGAACAGGGCCGCCGAGUUUAUCAUCCUUAGCGAGGAUGGUGAUGUGGGUAUUCGGGUAUGGAUCAUUGGUGUGGAGGCCGGGUUUUGAUUAUGACGAAAAAAUUGUUGGCUUCAUCAAGGGAUACAGAAGAGUUUUUCAUCUUGCCUGCAUUGAUCACCGUGGGACCCCAGAAUUCCCUGCUCGAACCUGUACAUUGGAAACCCAGGAUGAAGCAGUCUGUUGGGGUACAGCUUUCUGUGUUAGAGGAAGUCCUGAAAAGGAAAGAUUGGCUUUAGAGUAUCUGGAAAGGAGGGAGUGCGAAUAUGAUAUUAAGACCUAUGUAGAUUUCUACCAAGAGGCAGACUCUGAAACCCCUUUGCUGUCUGGAGUUCUAGUUUUCACUUCUACUCCAGAUAUAAAAUACAAGUACUUUCUUGGCCCAGCUCCUUUGGAAGUAAUGGCAAGUCAAAUUGCAAAAGCUGUUGGUCCAUGUGGGAACAACCGUGAUUAUCUUUUCCAGUUGGAAAAAGCUUUGUAUGACAUUGGGCACGAAGAUGAUGAAGUUAUUGAGCUGUCAAAUGAAGUGAGAAGAAUUCUUGGAGGCAUUGACGAACUUACCUUAUCUAAGAUAUAGAAUGUUACAACAACUCAGUGUGCUACUUGUUUUUGUCACUUACACUAACAGCAACAACUUUUCUUUACCUGACUGCACAAAUUGUGAGGGAAUAAAGUGGGACUUGUUCCGGGAUGGAUGGAUCCUCAAAUUCAUGAUUUGGGGCAGGAAAACGGAUCAUAGUUUCAUUCUUUGUCAGUUGUAAUUGUAGAAGGUACACAUAUAUUGAUUGGGUAGUGCCAAUGUUGGAUGAGGGUAACAAUUCUUUUAUUAAGGAGUAGAAUCAACAUUGUUGAAUUCAAGCCAAAGGCUUGAAAAAUUUCAUGCCAAAUAGGGCAAACGAGAAACACAGUAGAUGGGCAAUUACAUUGAAAUUGUAUCGACACUUUGUCAGAGCAACAAUUUUUUACACUUGAAUGUUACUUGGAAAGGUUGUUUCAAAA
Molecule: messenger RNA, 1533 nt
Organism: Cryptomeria japonica (Japanese cedar)
Lineage: Eukaryota; Viridiplantae; Streptophyta; Pinopsida; Cupressales; Cupressaceae
Product: gamma-glutamylcyclotransferase 2-2
Exons: 9
Coding region: 533-1111 (192 amino acids)
Biological process (GO): glutathione catabolic process
Cellular component (GO): cytoplasm
Molecular function (GO): glutathione specific gamma-glutamylcyclotransferase activity; gamma-glutamylcyclotransferase activity
Source: RefSeq, a predicted model, not a curated record